This is a messenger RNA of Ixodes scapularis (black-legged tick), 486 nucleotides long. RefSeq names its product putative nuclease HARBI1. The transcript is spliced from 2 exons. The coding region runs from base 1 to 486 and encodes 161 amino acids. NCBI's taxonomy places the organism in Eukaryota, Metazoa, Arthropoda, Arachnida, Ixodida, Ixodidae. The record is from RefSeq and is a predicted model, not a curated record.
AUGUACAUUGCCGACGUCUUGGCCAGCGACCUCACGCGACCAACGAGACGCAACCACGCAACCCCCGUCCUGAUUCAAGUGCUCCUAGCGCUGAAAUUCUUCGCUACCGGCACCUUCUUGAUCACGGCGGGGGACUUUCUGCAUCUGCACGAAUCCACAACGUCACGGUGGCCAACAGCAGCGGAAGUCCCCGAACUGCAGCGGCAGUUCUACGCCGUGGACGGCUUUCCGGGCGUCGUAGGAGCCAUCGACGGCACCCACGUUCGGAUCCAAGGGCCACCGCUGCACGAGGAAGUGUUCGUGAACCGACACUUCUACCAUUCCAUCAACGUGCAGCUGGUGGUCGACGCGCGCUCAAGGAUCCUCAACGUGGUUGCCAAGUGGCCCGGAAGCGUCCACGACUCGUACGUGCUGUCGCAGAGCAGUGUCGGGGAGAACUUCGCAACGGCCGCGUACGGCGGCCUCCUCAUCGGCGAGAGCGGCUAG